Messenger RNA from Actinia tenebrosa (Australian red waratah sea anemone), 946 nucleotides. Its product is annotated as dnaJ homolog subfamily C member 8. NCBI's taxonomy places the organism in Eukaryota, Metazoa, Cnidaria, Anthozoa, Actiniaria, Actiniidae. The record is from RefSeq and is a predicted model, not a curated record. Gene Ontology annotation, cellular component: nucleus.
AUGGCGGCCCAAGGAGAGACAGCUUUUUCAAGUUUUAUGACUGAGGUCAAAGAAAUAGAGACUAGAGACUCUGUAUUAACUGGUCCCCAACAGAUUGAAAGGUUAACCAGACCAGGAUCAAAGUAUUUAAACUUAAAUCCAUAUGAAGUUCUUCAAAUACUACCAACUUCAUCAGAAGAGGACCUUAAAAAACAGUAUAAGAAGCUUUCACUUUUAGUUCACCCCGAUAAAAACAGAGAGGAUCUUGAAAGAGCACAGAAAGCAUUUGAUGCUGUUAGUAAUGCUUAUAAAACAACACAAGAUCCUGAAAGAUUACAGAGAAUAAAAGAAAUAUUAGAUGAAGCUAAUGCAAUGAUCGUAGAAAAGAUAAAGGAAAAAAGAAAGGAAGCAAAAAUAAAAGGACAAGAUUCAAUAGAAGAAGAUGACCCUUUAAAAUUUAGAAAGUUCCAUCAUGCAGUUACAGUGAAGCUGUUUGCCGACUAUGAACUGAAAAGAGUUGCAAAGGAAGCUAAAGAAACAGAAUUAAGAAAAAGACAACGGGAAGAAGAACUCAAAGAAGAAGAGGCUACGAAGAGAAAAAAGGAAUGGGAAGAACAGUGGGAGGAAAGUAGAAAUGAGCGAGUUGACAGUUGGAGAAACUUUAAAUCCACGGACAAAUCAAAGAAAAAGAAAGACAAAAAGUCAAGGAAGGAAUUCAGGCCACCUUCACUAAARCCUGAGAAACGUUAAUACCUCAUUCUGUCUUUGUUUUAUGUACUACUCUUUUAUACUUGAACUGGAAUGAAUGGAAACACUGUUCAAAACAACAGCUGCUUAACAUUUGGAUUUUGUAUACAAUGCAUACAUUUUUUUGGAAGGUUUGUUAUAAGAUUCUCAUUAUUGAAACAAUAGGCCUUUUGCAUCAAACAGUCUGAUGGAUGACUUUGAUAAUAAAUCAAUAAUUGAA